Messenger RNA from Rhizopus microsporus ATCC 52813, 1113 nucleotides. RefSeq lists its product as uncharacterized. Gene Ontology annotation, biological process: DNA strand elongation involved in DNA replication; DNA replication; DNA synthesis involved in UV-damage excision repair. Gene Ontology annotation, cellular component: delta DNA polymerase complex; nucleus. NCBI's taxonomy places the organism in Eukaryota, Fungi, Mucoromycota, Mucoromycetes, Mucorales, Rhizopodaceae. The record is from RefSeq and is a predicted model, not a curated record. The transcript is spliced from 6 exons. Gene Ontology annotation, molecular function: DNA-directed DNA polymerase activity. Bases 1 to 1113 code for a protein of 370 amino acids.
AUGACAGAUUAUAAAGAAUUCUUGGAUAUCGCAGUCAAUCAAGAGAAUAAGCCAGUUACAUAUAAGUUACUUGCUAGAUCACUAGGUAUUCAUGUUCAGAAUGCCAAACAAGCUUUGCAAGAAUAUUCAAAAUCCAAUAAUAACCUUCACGUCAUAUACUGCAUCAUGGGUCAAUCACUCAAUAAUGACAUGUGUAUUCAACUAGUAAAAGAGGAAGAUCUGGAGGAAAUCAAGAAGAAGUUUAAAAAGAUCACCAACAUGUACAUCUAUAGUAUCUCUUCCUAUUCUCUUGACAACCUUUCUAUGCUUUAUAUUGCUAAUAAAGACAUACCCAAGCUUUCUCUGGAAGAUCGUGUCAAGUGCGGUAUAUUGAAAUAUCCCGUCAAAUACAAUAAACCAGCUGCCAAAGACUUACAACCGCCUCCUCCUCCAGCAAAAACAAAUGUACCACUUAGUAAGCAACCAGUGAUAGCAACACACAGUGCAACCAAAAGAAAAGCUAUCUUUCCUCCAGAUUCUUCUGCUGCUCCUUCUUCACCUUUGAAAAAGGUAGCAAUAGAAAAGACAUCGAAAAACACUACCACAAAAGCAACAGGUAGCAGCAAAUCUAAAAAGAAUGAGAAGCAAGUAAAGACAACUCCUCCCAAGAAGACCGGAAGUGAGGAAGCUGAUUUAGAAAAACGUAUGGCAAAGACAAGUCUCAAAGUAGAAGAUAUAUUCUCAGAUGAUGAUCAAGAAGAAGAGCCACAACAACAAGAGCAAGAGCAACAACAACAACAAGAUGAAGAAGAUGUUGUUAUGUUUGAGGCAGAUGAGGAUAAUAAAGAAAAAGCAGAAGAAGAGCACGAAGAUGAAGAAGCAAUACCUGCUGAACCAGGAAAGAUAAGAAGAAAGGUGCUCAAAAAGAAGACAACAACCAAUGCUCGUGGUCUUUUAGUGACUGAAGAAGUAUGGGAAUGGGAAACAGUUGAUGCUCCACAGGAAGAAGUAACAAAAAAGAAGACACCAAAGCCAACAAAGUCAGCGAAGUCAGCACCUACAACCAAUAAACCACCUGCAUCAAAGAAGAUGGGUCAAUCCAGCCUUCUUAGUUUCUUUGGAAAGAAACCAUGA